AGAAAUUCACCACACAAGUCAGAGAAUAUACAUAUGCUUAUACCAUAUAUUAGAUAAUAUAAAAGACCUCUAUUUUGUAAUCGAUUGACUAAAAAACCAGCUUUACAACUUUCUUCACAUUAAUUAACCUCUAGCCUCUUUUGCACCUCAGCUUCCAGGUCCACGAUUCUAGGCCUCAGUUCAGCAUCAACAACCAAGCCGGACAGUCGAAGAUUCUCCGUUCAAACAUUUAAAUAAAAAAUAAUUUCUAGUCAUUGACCUGAGUGAAAAAAAAAACCAAAGAAGAGACAUCUUAGUAAUUAUGCAAAUGACCAAGCUUGCCGGCUUCUUAUGGCUCCUCCAGUUGCUGCUUCUGUGUUCUUUCGCUGGAGCUCAUUCGGCGAGGGGAGAAGAGCAACUGGAGGCUCUGCUGGACACGGAGACUCAACUCAUCAAUGAGUUGCGUGACUACAUAGAGCGAAUGGAGCUUCAGCUGGAGGAGAUUCGCAAAGAGACCGCAGAGAUCGAGGAGAUUCACAGCCAGGUGGCUGCUGAUAAUGUGGAGGAGCACAUGGGCAAUCCUCUCAACGUGCUCACCAUCCUUAAGAGAUUUGAGACUGUGUGGCCCAAGCUGGAGCAGCAGGCAAAUGCCACAAUCCAGCUGAGUCUACGUGAGGGACUUAUCACCCAAGGAGAGCUAACCCUGCCCACCGAGGAGGAGUACGAAGAGUCUCUCAGCCACCUGCUGCACCUUCAGUCGGUUUACGAGCUGGAACCCGCCAGCCUCUCCCUGGGAGUGGUCAAUGGCCUAAAGCUGGGUUCCGCCAUGUCCUGGGGCGACUGCCUGGAACUGGCUCGCGAGUCGGACUUCUCGGUGGCUCGGUUUUGGUUAGAAACUGCUCUGAACAAGCUGCCAGGCACCAGCGAAAACUCCACAGAGUCGCAGAGGGAGCGGGAGAGAGGACGAGUCAAGAUUCUGGAAACGAAACUCAACAUGGAAUACCGCGCUGGCGAACAUUCCCGAGCCCUGGCAGCCGUGGAGGAGCUCAUCCUGCUGCUGCCCAAGGACCAAGGUUACCAGAAGGCCAAGGCAAAGAUUGAGCAGGCCAUGGCCAACAAGGAGUUGCCCAAGGGCAAAAGACGAAAGUCGAAGAGGACAAAGACACAGAAAGCCAAGUCAGCAGAGCAGCUGCUCAUAGAAGAGCUCUGCCGCGGGGCAGCCCAGGAAGCCACCACAGGAAGCCGCCUCCAUCAGUGCCAGCUGGCGAGGAAUACUCCUUGGACGCUCUUGCAGCCCGCUAAGCUGGAGCCCCUGAGCUCAGACCCCCACAUAGUUCUCCAUCACGACGUGUUGACCGCAAAGCAAGCUGAGCAACUGAUGGAACUCAUGGAUGAGGAGGAGGAGAGUGCAGCAAGUCGAGGAGUCAGCUACCAGCCCAUGAAGUUAUCCAAGUUGGCGCAGAAGAAGUUGAAGAGCGUUUACCGAAGGCUGGGUCUGAGUCACCAGGCCGGGGAAUCACCGAAUCCCUGGCAGGGACGUCGCCAUGGCCACGGACACGCCACCGUGCUGGAGAAGGACUCAGAACUUGGCCGUGGCCAUGCGGCACGUGGCAUGCUGAGCUUGCAGGCACCCGGAAUGGGCGGAGCCGUGGUCUUUCCCCAGCUGGAGCUCGGCGUGAAUGUCCCACGUGGCGACCUACUGCUGUGGCAUACACGCACCGCCGGCGGUUUGGGAUUGGGAUCCGCAUCCGGACAUGGAUCCGAAUGGGACUACCGCAGUCGCCAGGCAGUCUGUCCCGUGCUGCUGGGCGCACAAUUGUCCGCGUGGACGGGACUCAGUUGACAGGACUCAAGCGAUGGCAGCGAGGCGGAAGGACUCCGCUGAUUUGCUGAUGCAUGUUACAUAUGCAUUAAUUGCCG
This is a messenger RNA of Drosophila kikkawai, 1899 nucleotides long. The record is from RefSeq and is a predicted model, not a curated record. Lineage: Eukaryota; Metazoa; Arthropoda; Insecta; Diptera; Drosophilidae.